AUGUCGACCGUGAUCGAAAGCGAGGCUGCCUUUAAUCAGAGAUGUGCUGAAGCUUCGAAGGAUGCGACUCUGCAUACCAAGUUGGUGGCACAAGGCAUCCGGUGCUUCAAGACAUUGGCUUUCGCGAUAGGGUCGCCUCAGCAGCCGCCUACGGAGGCUCAGUUUGAUGAAUUCAGUGUGAAGGUGUACGGAGCUGCUCCUACCAUGGGGCAAACCGCAAUCUUGCGGCAUCUGCACUUCGAAGCCACGACUCUAGUGGUUCAGACUUACCGGGACAUGGUCACCCACGACCCGUCUGAUCCAUCGCAUACCAGGAAGGUUCCGGUCCCUGAAAAACGGGCCAGGCUGGAAUUCCAGAGGCGGCGACUUUCAGGAAUGGAAAUUUCUGGAGAGCUUGAGCCUUCGCAUCAGCUUCUUGACUUAGCAAAUCAGCAAUACGAGUCCGGAGUCCUUACUUGGAUCCCUGCGUCGAAAUGUGCCAAGAGGGAAGCUGAGGUCCUUGCAUUGGGCAAGGAUAGGAGCUCCUUGUUGCAGGUGGAGCAAAACGUCAUAAAGGUGGGGCCUGGUGACCAGGCUAUCGCUUGUGAUGUUUCGGAUCCUCUGCGUUUUCAGUGGGCCAUGAUGCGAAGAGGCAUAGCUUUUGACAACUGUCACCUUCUAUCUUGGGAUGUGCAUCAGAGGUGGGUUCAGAAGAUGCUGGAUUGCCUUUCAGCAACCCCGCCACCGAGUUAUAGCCCAGUCAGUUUGAAUCAAUGCAUGCGUGCGGAUAAGGAGCUUUUUCUGCUCUUGGCCAGGGAGGCUGCGCCUCCUUUCAAGGUGGACUCGCUCGGGGUUUCGCCGCUUGAUGCAAAGUUUUCAGCAAUGAUGUAUGAUGUCCGUCUUCAGCAGUUCCUGUUGCCGCUUCCGAAGCAGACAGCCCCUGUCUUGGCAGUGCCUGUGGAUGAUGGGGCGGAGAGUUCCUCCCAGCCCGUCCCGAAAGGGAAGGCCAAGGCAAAAGCAAAGGCGAAGGCGAAGGACUGCACUGUUGGUGCAGCAGCCGCUGGAGAGCAGACUAAGCCGUUGGUGUACCGUGCUCUUGAGCAGGUGCGGGGACCGGCGGAAGGGUCAAUCUUGAAUGAUAAAACACUUCUUCAAGAGAAGUUGCAAGCGUUGAAGGCGAGGGCUCUUGCCUCGAUGAAGUCGCAGGUCGAGCCGAGGAAAUCUCCUUGUGAAGGCCUGGCGCAAAUUUCACCCAAGCCCAGCGGUCAGCUGGAAGUGACUGGAAGUGCCAAUGGCACCAGUGCAGCUCUGGAUCUUUUGGAGCUUUUGCCUCAGGAGGCGCAAAAUCCUCCUAGGGCAUUUCAGGGAUCGGGUGGAGCCCGAUUCAGCAUGGGCGUCUACCGGCGUGGCGGGAUUUUGGGUUUGCAUAGGACUAUGGACAUGUUCCCGUUUUCUAUCAAGGUUUUCAACCUGCUUGUGAGUCGGGUGUGCCCUGCAUUCAGUUACUCUUCACUUGCAAUUCAUGAAAAUCUUGCCUCAGGUUUGCACCGCGACGAGAACAAUCGUGAUGGCCCUACAUUGUUGGUGCCUUUGACGGACUUUGAGAACGGUGAACUUUGGUUUCAGAAGGUUGGAGGUGAUGUCGCUUCGUUGAAUGACCCUUCUUUGGAGGGAUGCCUGCUUGAUGUGGCCGCAGGCCCCACCUUUUUCUCAAAGCCUAAAGAUUUUCAUGAGACUAGGCCGUGGAAAGGUCGCAGAGUUGUCAUGCUUGCUUAUUCGGUGCGUCAGUGCGAGGAGCUCCGGCCUGAAUUACGAGCUGUCGCUGAGCGGCUCGGGUUUUCUGUGUCUCCGUUGGGUUUAGGCCCUUUUGUGGUUUCCUGGGACCCUAGGUGCCUCUCCCCUGUUAGGCCGUCGCAGCGUGAUGCCGGCAGUGUCCGGCAGUCGGCGGCGGGAAUGUACUUCGUCGAGUUGUGUGCUGGGACAGCCGUUCUUAGUAAGGCAGCUGCAAAGUUAGGCUUCAGGCCUUUUGCAGUUGAUUCCUCUAGAAAGAGGGCUGGUGAACAAGCUGUCAUCAUGGAUUUGAGUGAUCCAGCUCAGGCUGAAGCAGUUGUCGAUUUCUUGCGAGUUGAGUAUCAUCACGUCAUCUGUGUUUUCAUCUCACCUCCGGUGGGCACCGCAUCUUUCAUGCGUGAACGCCGUAAGCCGGGUUCUGUUGAACUUGAUUUGAAGAUGCCAAAUGCUUUGAGGUCGGCGUUGCAUCCGGAUGGCUUGCCGACUUUGCGUGGUCGUGAUAAACUCCAGGUUGAGCGUGCAAAUCAACUGUUUGAUCAGCUUGCAAACAUUGCAUGUGAGGCUUGUGAUCUUGGCAUUCUGACAGUCUUGGAGAGUCCUUCUAACAGCCGUUAUUGGGACACUUCUUUCUGUGCUCAGGUGACCAAUCAUGUGCAGGGUCACUUUGUGAAAUUUCAUGCCUGUGUGCAUGGGGGUCACAGGCCCAAGUUGAUGCAGCUUUGGUCGUCACAGGACGUUUUUGGCAUGCUUGCGGGUCGCUGUGACGGGUCGCACGAGCACAAACCGUGGCGACCUUUCAUUUCGAAAAGGAAGCGGGUGAGCUUCAUCACAGCAGAUGAACCCGAAUUUCCCCCGCUCCUCGUCGAUCGUAUCCUUGGUUGCAUCGUUCAUGCGCAUCCCAGCUUGUCCUUCGGGCCACGUGUGCUUGCGCAGGCAAUACAGGAUCCUUCUGCGAAUGUCGCCAGGAUCAAUCUGGGCACUCAACCCAGGGGAAACUCCUUGCCUUCGCUUGUGUGGGAGUUUGACACUACGUUGGAUUUCGUUGUGCCAGUGCAAUGUGACAAGCCGUUGGAAGCUGUGCUUUCUUCCCUUCCAAAGGGCUCCAGAAUCUUCUCGAGACGUGUGUGUGAGUGGGGUUCGCUGAAGAGUCUCCUCGAAGGAGUUGGCAAGCCAAAAACAAACAUCGUGGGCUUGGACCCUUUGCAUCCGCCUGCUUGUGCAGAGCUUGUGCAAGUCGGUGUACCGUGCUCUGAAGAGGUCUUUGUUGCGAGAGCUAUUGCGGCAGGCCACCCACGGUCCUUGGCAGUCCAUGUUGAGCCUUUCGUCACCGUUAGUGCACGUGCUAACUUUGAGGCUCCUCCGGCAGAACUUGCGUCCUUCAGGAUUGAUGCAAUGAAGUUUUGGAUUGGUCGUGCAGGGGCCCUCAAGGAAAAGGAGCAGGAACUUCACCAAAAUCUCCCUGAUCACCUGCGGCCCAUACUUAAAGGAAAGAAGCUAUUGCUUCUCCAAGAGAUGAUGAGAGCCGCAGGGUGUGAGGAUGUCGACCUUGUUUCUGAUAUAUGCCAAGGUUUCAAGUUGUCGGGCUGGCUUCCCGCGUCGGGUGAGUUUGUGCCGAGGUCCAGACGGCCCAAAUUCAGUGUCGAGACGUUGGGAGUUUUGUCGAAGGGCUUGAACAAAGCGACCUUGCAAAAGCUGUCCAGGAGGCAGGAUUCCGAAAUUGAAGAAUCCACCUGGGUUGAAACCCAAAAGGAGAUUGACUCAGGUUGGGUGUGGCUUGAGGAAGGGCCGGUUCCUGAGAUGGUCUCGAUUGCUAUGCGCUUCGGAAUCAUGCAGAACAAAUUGAGGGUCAUUGAUGACCUUUCUUGUUGCGGCCUAAACGCGACAGUGGGCUUGCUGGAAAAGUUUUGCUUGCAUACGAUAGAUAAGCUUGCGGCCAUGAUGGCUCAUGCCUUUGAUGUCGUGUCCGGUGUUAUGCCUGAGUGCUGCGGCAGAACUUUCGACCUUACGGCAGCGUACAAGCAAUUCGGUGUGUGUGCUGCUGACCGUGAAAGGCUACGCAUUGCUGUCAACAGGCCAGGCCACCACAAGCCGAGCUUCUUGGGCGUAAACGCCCUCCCCUUUGGAGGGGUGGGGUCGGUCGCUGCUUUCCUAAGGAUAAGUAUCGCCUUGUGGAAGAUUGGAAUAGUCCUUUUCAGGCUAUUCUGGUCUGCCUUUUUCGAUGACUACAGCAUAGUUUCUGCGAAGAGCCUGGAAUCGAAUGCCCAGUGGACUGUGGAAACUUUGUUUGACCUGCUUGGUUUCCGCUUCGCCAAGGACGGCUCCAAAGCCGAACCCUUUGGAGUUACCUUCAACAUGCUCGGCCUCUCUGUUGAUCUGUCUUGUGUGAAGCAGCGGAUCCUUCGUGUGGGUCAUACUCAGAAGCGAAAGGAGGAGCUCACCGAGUACAUCCAAACCAUCCUUCAGGAAGGAAAGAUCGACUCGAAGGCGGCCGAACGCCUUAGGGGUCGUAUGGUUUUCUUCGAGGGUUUCACCUUUGGAAGGGUUUCUAACCGGGCUCAGCGAGUUGUUGCAAAGUGCGUGGAAAAGUCUGCCCCUCAGAAUCUUACUGAAGAUUUGUUGUGGGCGUUGACGUGGCUUCGUGAAAGAAUAGCCCUGAGCCAACCUUUAGUUGUCGAGCGAAACCUCAUCACAACACUGAUCGUUUUCACUGACGGGGCUUGCAAUCCAGAGGAAGGCACGGGAGGUGUCGGAGGCGUCCUUGUGAAUGCCUCUGGUACUCCGUGCGAGUUCUUCGGUGAGGCAGUUCCAAGUGAUAUGAUGCAGCAGCUUUUGAGCAUCAGCGCAAAUCCCAUUUUCGAGCUUGAGUUGAUUCCAGCACUGAUCAGCCUUGUCAUUUGGGCAGAGCGCUUGAAAGGAGCUCAAGUGGUGUUUUAUCUUGACAAUGAUGGUGCUCGCCAUUCUCUGAUCCGAACCUUUGGCGGUGGCUCACUCGCCAAUGCUGUGAUUGAAUCUUUCCUUCAGCUUGAAACCACUUUGCAGCUGAAGACGUGGUUCGCUCGCGUACCGACUGCUUGCAACAUAGCAGACAAUCCCUCACGGCUGGAAUUUGAGCCUCUUUUAAAAAGAGGUGCUGCAAGGCGUGCUAUUCCGUGGGACCAGGUCAUGCCGUAG
Molecule: messenger RNA, 4941 nt
Organism: Symbiodinium sp. CCMP2592
Lineage: Eukaryota; Dinophyceae; Suessiales; Symbiodiniaceae
Source: the annotation of a GenBank genome assembly